Messenger RNA from Cyprinodon variegatus (sheepshead minnow), 1389 nucleotides. It is a transcript of the gene tpi1b, whose product is annotated as triosephosphate isomerase 1. The record is from RefSeq and is a predicted model, not a curated record. Gene Ontology annotation, biological process: glycerol catabolic process; glycolytic process; glyceraldehyde-3-phosphate biosynthetic process. Gene Ontology annotation, molecular function: triose-phosphate isomerase activity. NCBI's taxonomy places the organism in Eukaryota, Metazoa, Chordata, Actinopteri, Cyprinodontiformes, Cyprinodontidae. The coding region runs from base 104 to 847 and encodes 247 amino acids. The transcript is spliced from 7 exons. Gene Ontology annotation, cellular component: cytosol.
CCACUAACUGCCCCCUACCGUUCGCUUUUUCGCCCCAGCUUUGAAGGACUCUUGUGUUCUGUUUUAAUAUUUAGUACAUUUUCUCUCCAAGAAAAUCGCAAACAUGACCAGGAAAUUCUUCGUCGGUGGAAACUGGAAAAUGAACGGCGACAAAAAAAGCCUUGGGGAGCUCAUCCAGACCCUGAACGCAGGCAAGGUGGAUCCUAAUGUCGAGGUGGUGUGUGGUGCUCCAUCCAUCUACCUGGACUUUGCCAGAUCCAAACUGGAUGCCAAGUUCGGUGUUGCAGCUCAGAACUGCUACAAAGUUCCCAAGGGUGCCUUCACUGGGGAGAUCAGCCCUGCGAUGAUCAAGGACUGUGGUGUGAACUGGGUAAUCCUGGGACACUCCGAGAGGCGCCACGUCUUCGGAGAGAGCGACGAGCUGAUUGGGCAGAAGACUGCUCAUGCUCUAGAGAACGGUCUUGGCGUGAUCGCUUGCAUCGGUGAGAAACUGGACGAGAGGGAGGGAGGCAUCACGGAGAAGGUGGUGUUUGCUCAGACCAAAGUCAUCGCAGACAAUGUAAAGGACUGGAGCAAGGUCGUGCUCGCUUAUGAGCCUGUUUGGGCUAUCGGCACCGGCAAGACUGCCUCUCCACAGCAGGCUCAGGAAGUUCAUGAGAAACUGAGGGAAUGGCUGAAGACCAAUGUGUCUGAGGCCGUAGCCAACUCUGUGAGGAUCAUUUAUGGAGGUUCAGUAACCGGUGGUACCUGUAAAGAACUUGCCUCCCAGAAGGACGUGGACGGUUUCCUCGUGGGCGGGGCCUCCCUAAAGCCAGAAUUCAUCGACAUCAUCAAUGCCAAGGCAUAAACACCCAGACGAGGUCCCUCAACUCGCAGUACUACUCUCCCUCCCUCCUCUCUGUUUGAACCAUUUGUGUAAUGCUGUCAUUCCCUUGGUUUUUUCCUUUUUAUCUUUUGGUAUAAUUCCCCCAUAAAGAAAAAAAGGGACAAGCUGACGCAUGCACUGGUGCUGCACUGAUGAGUCUACUGAGAACGGUCCGUGUGCAAAGUUAACUUCCGCACAAAGUGCUCUAGCUGUAAAGGCUGACAACCAGACGUGGACAUUCAGUCCUCUGCCUUUACUUGAAAGGUUUACGUACUGCUUAACUUUUUGUUUUGAGGAUAAACUGUCACAGCUUGUCGGUCACAUUUCUUUCUUUAUUAUGCUGUCUCUGUGUGAAUGUGAAGAUCUGUGUCUUUUUUCCCUCGCUGUAGACGUGCUCAAUCCAAUUUUUUUUUUUUUUCACUACUUUCGCAGAGAGGAAAGUGUCUAUUAUGCGUUUGUUGUGUUGUCAUGACUUGCGGGUAGAAGGGAAAAUAAUAAAGAAAUAUUCUAAUAAAUGGUUUAGA